Messenger RNA from Trypanosoma rangeli, 1407 nucleotides. Its product is annotated as endonuclease G, mitochondrial. Gene Ontology annotation, molecular function: RNA endonuclease activity; single-stranded DNA endonuclease activity; nucleic acid binding. The record is from RefSeq and is a predicted model, not a curated record. NCBI's taxonomy places the organism in Eukaryota, Euglenozoa, Kinetoplastea, Trypanosomatida, Trypanosomatidae. Bases 1 to 1407 code for a protein of 468 amino acids. The transcript has a single exon. Gene Ontology annotation, cellular component: mitochondrial inner membrane; nucleus. Gene Ontology annotation, biological process: apoptotic DNA fragmentation.
AUGUCGCCGUCGUCCACAACUGCCUCUGCGAUGGGGCGCGUCUUCGCGCUUCUCAGUGCCACCUUCGUAGGAGCGGCGCUGGGCAUGAUGGCGGAGCGGGCCAGCGGCCGGCGUCCCAGGCACGAGCAGCCGAGAUUGCUGGACGUGCCGUCGCCCGGGCCUGCGCAAGCGCCCUCCUCACUGCGUGAGGCUGUGUGGAGUGAUGCCUCCGCGGGGCGGCUCUCCGCGUUCAUGCAAAAAACAGUGAGCAAAGGCCUUCCCUCGGAUGAGCGCGUGCGCUUCUUUGACGGCUUCGUGGCGAGCCUCAACUACGAAAGGCGGAUUCCGAAUUGGGUUUUGGAGUACAUCCCGGGCCCCGCCACUGCCGUCACGACGACGACGCCGACGGGGGGUGGGGAGGACGAAGAGGACUCCUCCGUGGUAAAGAGGGAGGGAAUGAAGUUUUUUGCGGACACCACCGUCCCGGAGACGUUUCGAGUGACGCCUGACGACUACAGCGGGGGAAGAGAACAACAACAGCUGCAGCUCACGCGAGGACUAAGUCGUGGUCACCUCGCCGCAGCGCAGUUUCACAAGACCUCCCCAAAGGAGAUGGCGGAGACGUUUAAUAUGAACGCAAACAUUGUCCCGCAGGACAUGACGAUGAAUGCUGUGGACUGGCUACGCCUAGAGAAUCUUACGAAGAGGCUGAUGCGGCGGUACGAAGGCGGGCUGUGGGUGGUGACUGGCCCUGUCUUUCAUCCGCGCUACGUCUACGGUGAUCCACGCUCCUGGGGGUGGACAGAGGCCCGCUCCACGUCCGCCAUCACCCCAGCAGCAACGCUGAACGGUGUCAACGGGGAUGUCAAGAAGGCGCGCAAGGUGGUUUGUUACGAACUUGUGGGUAAACACGAUGUGGCUGUGCCAACGCACCUUUUCAAAGUCGUGCUUGGCGAGCGGGCCGACGGGACCCAUGAGGUUGCCGCAUUUUUGAUGCCAAACGAGCCCAUCACAGAUGAGCGGCCGCUUGUCGCCUACCAGGUUGCAGUGAGUGAGGUGGAGAGGAAGACAGGACUGCAAUUCUUUCGCAAUGUGCUCGCUGCAAACAACGGUACGACUACCACCGCGUCGUCGUGGCGGACACACAAGAUGUUUACGCAAGGGUUGGACACACUCCCAAAUAUUUGCGGACGCCUGUCGUGUGAGGUCCGCACUGUAGCGUUGUUUCAGUCGUACAGGUGCAUUGCGCAGCUGCGAGCGGCACAGUCGCUGCCGGAACUGCAGCAGGUCUUCACUCGACUGCUUGCGGAGAAACAACAGCAGCAGCGUGACAAAGCAAAACCUCCCCAGCUCGAUUCUACCGUCAUGAAGGAGUACGAACAACGCAAAAAGGAACUUGUGGAGGCAGCCGUUGGCGAGAUGGAGUGA